AUGGCGGCCACAGCCUACACCUCGGUCCGCAGGUUCUCGACGUCCUCGACGGGGUCAGGAUCGGACUACAGCGAUGCAGGGUCGGAGGCGCUACCGGCGACGACGGCAAAAAGGCGAACGGGCCGUGACAUGCACGACGAAGACGUCAACGACGACGACGCAGACGACACAAAAGACGUCGCUUCCUCGUGGUCGCGGCCCUCCUUCUCGGCCACCGCGACACCCAGUCCUGCCAACUUUUUGUCACUGGCCGAGACGAGCUUCACGCCAUUGUCCAUGGACAGCGACCUGUUUCCCGAGCGAGAGACGCGCAGCUUGAGUCCCUACAGCAGUAAGCAGCACCAGCAACAGCAACCGCAGUCGACAGUACCGGCGGCGACGAUACCAACUUCUGGAAAGGGGUCGUCGUAUGCUGUGCAACCGGACGGCGGAAACGAGUACACCGCGUCAAGUACAAGUACACGCACACGAUUCGUCGAGGCAUCCCUCCCGCCUGCGACAUCAGCGACGACAGCCAUGCGGCCACCACAUGCAUCAGCGACAUCUCCAGCAGCAGCUGCUGCGGCGGCGGCGGUGGCUGACAAGGAGGGAAAUGUCUCGGGUGCACGCGCUGUGGCGACGGGAAUAGAACCGGCGGCGUCGCACUCGACCAAGGCAAGCCAGGGCUACGGCAUCAGCAGCAGCAGCAGUGUCGGACACGGUGUGGACGCGAUGGGCCGGAAUGCCGUCAGGGAGGAAAACGAAAAGGAAGAGGGAGAGGAGGCCGCGGCGUUAGCGGCAGCGGCAGCGGCAGCGGCAGCAGAGCACAGCGGCCCACUGGCAAUCUCGCGUAGGAACCCGCGCCAGCGCCGUGCCGGGUCGACGCCGCUGUCGCUCGAUCCGCUGCAGAUGAUCAGGGGGGAGGAGGACGAGGAGGUGGACGAGGAGGUGGACGAGGAGGUGGACGACGUGCCGGACAAUCUGGACAGGUGCAGCAGGGCCGCUGAAGCGACGACAACUGUCACCACCCGCCAGGGGCGCGAUAACGAUAAGGAAAGGGAUAGCGCACCCCCGGCCACCGCCAACAACACGAGCGCCCCUGCACCCGCCGGCGCCAGCACCGCUACUACCACCACCACCACCACAACCACCACUAGCACGUCCCCUCGAUCCACCGCGUCGUCCCAAUCUCAGCUGUUCCCGUCGUCCCCAUCCCGGCGGCCCAGGGUCUCUCCUCCAAUCCAACCCGCGCUGCCCAUCGCCCCCUUGGCCCUGCGGACGAAAAAUAUCAACCACCACCACCGCGACAAUAAUAGCAAUAAUACCACCGUCGGCCCCCCGAAUACGAGCUCUGCGUCCGUCAUCACGAGCCCGGGUGCAUCGAUCUCGUCGCCUUCCACCGUCUUCUCCGCCCCAGCUGCAUUUACCCGUCAAAUCUCCACCUCCUCUUCGCUGCACUCCAACAGCAGCCUCAUCUCCCAGAUCCAGGACAGCUUGCAGCAGCAGCAGCAACAACAACACCACCACCACGACCAAAACAACAACCUCUCCUCGUCAGGCGCAGCCGUCGUCCGCCCCGUCGCCAAACCAAUCGUCCGCACCGCCUCCGACUCCAAGUUCACCCUCAAGCACCCCAUCCCCGACUUCAACUGCCGCUCCGGCGCCUUGGUCGGCAACGUCGCCGCCCUCGAGAAGUCGGCCGAGCGCCUGUCCAUGACCAGCUCCAUCGAGGACGCCAUUCGCGACCUGCAUGGGGAACUGAAGCGCUCCGACUCCCGCCGCUCCUCCAUCCUCGCCGCCAGCGUCGCCGCCUCCCAGUCCCAGUCCCCGAUUGACGACCCCUCGGCCCAGCCCGGCCCCCUGCGCGUCAUCCCUCCCGUCGCCUCCAUCGUCGAGCUCAACAACGCCGCCCGCCUCGGCGGAUACUCCCCCAGCGGCUACGUCAUGUCGCCCAACCACUCCCUGACCGGCCGCCUGCGCUCCGGCUCAAAGAACUCCACCGGCCGUCCCGAGAUCGACGUCGACGCUGUCAUGUCGCGUCACGGCCCCGGCAAGGGCUCCGAGAGGAGCGUGCGAUCCGGCAAGCCUUCGCUGGCCGAGAUUGCCGAGUCGGAGCCUGUAGCCCUGACCGGUCGCGUGCUCGACGAGGCCGACCACGCCCCAUCCCCGCGGCCCAACACCCACUACGAAGAAAACCGCACCAGCUACCACGACAUGCUCGGCGACAUGGACCGCCAAUCGUCGGGUCUCGGCUUGGACUUUGGCGGUGACAAUGCGAGGCGGACCUCGGAUGACAGGCCGCCGACGCCCAGGUCGACCUCGACGUUCGACCACACCAACGCCUUUGGCGACUUUGACGGCGUGCACUGCCAGCCGGAGGAUCUGGAGCGUGACUACGACUCCCGCGAGCACAGCGACGGCGGAUACCGCGACAUGCCAACGUCCAUGCCGCAGACGAUGCCCAUGCCGCACAUCCCCGAGCCCCAGUACGAGCCGCCGGCGCCACGCAUGCCGCCGACGAACAGGGCAGACAAGGGCAGGCCGCAGUCCUACUUUGACCCGCUCACCGGCCAGGAGAUGCUCUACUACCCGGCCCGUGUGCCGGCGAUGCUCAACCUGCCGCCCAAGCUGUCCAAGAAGCCCAAGGCCGAGGUCCGCAACGCGAGACACUCCAAGGUGCUGCAGGCCAUGGGCCACCCCGGGUUCGGCAAGGCCGAGUACCUGCCGCAGCACCCCGAGGCGCCGCCGGUGCGUGAGUCCAAAAUGUGGCUGCCCGAUCCGCUCGCCGGCCACGGCAUGACCACGUUUGGCGACGAUGUCGAGGGCCAGCGUCCGGGAGAUGCGUCGUUGAAGGAGCCCUCGGCCGAUUCGCAUGUCCCGUCCGAGCAAGGCGGCUCGUCGGUGGCGGGCGGGCAAUCUGAGGACAUGCCACAGCCCCUCCCGCCAACCCAGCAACGCCGCAAGUCCAAAAUGCCAAGGGUUUCGCAGCUGCCACCCCAACUGCGUGCGAGCGCCUUUUUCGACCUGCCCUCUACAACACCAAAAAUCGAGGUCAAGGAAGGUUCCGCCAUGGCCACGCUCGACAGCAUCCUCGACGCAUCCGCGACCGCCCCGGUCAGCGCCUUCACAGACCAUGCGUAUGCCGGCAAGCUGGGCCACGAGGUGUACGGCCCCGACCGCAAGAAGAACCGCAAGUCGGCCGCGCCCACCGUCUUGCUGCCCGAGGAGCACGUCAGGGCUGCCUCGCAGAGGAAGAAGGGCGGUCUCGCGCCCUUUAGCAAGAAUUCUGACGACGGAUCCCGCCGGAGCUCGAUGGCUGGCAGCAGAGAAGAGAAUCAGGCCCUAUCGGACCACGUCGACGGCGAAGGGGUCGACAAGCCCAAAGGCGAGCGCUCUGACGGAGAGGAGGAAGAGGAGGAGGAGGCGGACGAGUUCGCCGGUGUGCUGGACGGACCCCCCACCACUCUGCUCGCCGAGCUGCAGCUGCGCAAGUACCACGCCAAGAUGCGCACCCAAAACCCGAACCGUAACGUUGGCCGGGACGGCAUGCACGCCACUCUCAUUGAGCUCGACGCGGUUGCCGAGGCGCAGAAGAGGCACCGCGGGAAGAAGAAGAUCGCGCUCGCCUGGGAAGACGGGGCCAAGGAGGAAGAGGGCAGCUCCGACGAGGACGACGUCCCGCUUGGCGUGCUCUACGCGAGCCAGCCGACCAUCGCCGAGAGGAACCGCCCUCUGGGUCUCAUGGAGCGCCGUGACCUGGAAGAGAACGAGCCCCUGAGCGCCCGCCGCGCCCGCCUGCACGGCCAGGAGCCACCGAGGACUCUGGCCAAGCAGAGGAGCAACUUCACUCUGAAUGCUGGAUUGAGCCACUACCGCCUUCAGCAGAUGCCUUCCACCGAGCGUAUGCGGCCCCAGGAAGAGUCGGAUGACGAUGCCGUCGAGGGCGAGACUCUCGCCGAGCGCAUGCGCCGCCUCAAGGCCAAGGAAGAAGCCGAACAUAACAACCUUCCCAACGCCCGCCCCGUCAGCCGGGGCUUCUCCGCCGAGGUCCUCGCCCAGUUUGGCGAACCCGAGAAGCAGCCCGAGGACAAGGGCAAGGAGACGGAGGCUCAACCCGAGGAGGGAGAAGAGACUCUUGGCCAGCGCAGGAAGCGGCUGCAGGCCGAGCGCGAGGCCCGCGAACGGGAGAUGAUGCAGAGCGGCGGCCCCGUGGAGCCCGAGGCGCCUCCUCUGCGCAAGAAGCAUAGCUUGGCCGACGUCCUCGGCUCGCACCCCGUGAGCUACAACCCGGCCUUGGACGAGCAGCGUCGACUCGAGCAGGAGCAGCGCAGGGUCCGAGAACAAGAGGCCAAGAUGGCCGCCGUCCGGGCACAGAUGCCAACGACCCUCACUGGGCCGAACGUCCAGCGGACCGGCGGGUACAUGAACGGCGCCUUCAACGACGGCUCCGGGGGCUUCGAUAACCACAAGCCGGCGGCCAGCAACGGCCUCGGUGUCGCCAUGGGCCCCGGCGGGUGGAACCGCUCCAGCAUGGCCUUCAGCAACUACGGCGGGCCCCUCCAGCAACCGGUGCAGCGGCAGCCGUCCACGUACGGCGGGCUCGUCGGCCACGCCGGCGUCGCACAGAUGACACCGCAGCCGAUGAACGGCUACGGAGGAUACACGGCCGGCGGCAUGGGCGGCAUGAACCCUUACGGCGGAGGCAUGAGCAUGCCGAUGCCGAUGCAGCCCAUGGGCGCCGGCAUGGGGAUGCAGCAGGGCAUGACACCGAUGCAAAUGCAGAUGCCGAUGCAGCCCGGGCACAAUGGGCAGAUGCAGUCCAUUGAGCGCUGGCGGCAGAGCGUCAUGUACUAG
This is a messenger RNA of Colletotrichum spaethianum, 4833 nucleotides long. RefSeq lists its product as uncharacterized. NCBI's taxonomy places the organism in Eukaryota, Fungi, Ascomycota, Sordariomycetes, Glomerellales, Glomerellaceae. Bases 1 to 4833 code for a protein of 1610 amino acids. The record is from RefSeq and is a predicted model, not a curated record. The transcript has 2 exons.